Penicillium verrucosum is the source of this 507-nucleotide messenger RNA. RefSeq lists its product as uncharacterized. The transcript has 3 exons. NCBI's taxonomy places the organism in Eukaryota, Fungi, Ascomycota, Eurotiomycetes, Eurotiales, Aspergillaceae. Bases 1 to 507 code for a protein of 168 amino acids. The record is from RefSeq and is a predicted model, not a curated record.
AUGACUACCCGCAAGAGAAAGCAAGAGGCCGAGGAGGAGCUCCAGGCCCUUCCUAGCGAUGUGAGCGAAGAGGAAGAAGAAUAUGAAGACUCCGAGCCUGAAGUAGAGCAAGGAAGCGACGAGGGCGAACAGGAAGAGGUUGAGGGAGAGUCUGAGUCUGAUGAAGACGAGGAAGGACAAGAAGCAGAAGCCAAACCCGAAGCCAAACCUGAAGCCAAAGACGAAGCCAAAGCCAAAGACGAAGACGAAGGCGCCCCGGCAGCCAAGAAGCAGAAGACUGCACCCGUUGUUGUCGAUGACGACGAGGCCGAGAACGGCGCAGAGGGCGAAGAAGGCGAGGAGGGCGAAGAAGACGAAGAGGUCGAUGAGGGAGAAGACGUGGAAGAGAGUUCCCCUGAUGCCGCUGCCGAUAAUGGACCUUCUGCCGCUGCUGCUAAGGACAAGGGCGGUGCUGUCCCUAAGGAGUCAGAUCUGCCUGAGAUUGAGGCUGCUGAGGAAGAGAAGUGA